AUGCCCGCAUUUACCGCGCUUGCAAGACGUGAAGGAGGAGUCGCUCCCGUUUUCUACAGGAGGGUUAAAUGUGUGAAACGCGGUGGAGUUCGAUUCACUAUCGGAGGAAACCCAUACUUCACAAUGAUUUUGAUCGACAACGUUGGAGGUGCAGGUGAUAUCAGGUCUAUGAGGGUUAAGGGGCAGUAUGGCGGUUGGGUGAACAUAUUCCGGAACUGGGGAUCGAUACGGACUUGCCGGACCAAGGUAGCUGGAGCAUUGUCUUUCAUGAUCACGACGACAGACGGACGGUCCAUAGUGUCCAACAGAGCGGCAAACGUGGGAGGGCUGCCAGUUCAGAUAGUCCCACUGGGACCCAUCGCGAUUCUUAGUCUGUCUCGCAAGGGACCGUUUCGAUCGAAACUCAACGACGCUCCUCGGACCCUGAUGUGCCUGCAGGAAUGGCCCGUUCGUCCGCGCGAAGCUGAUCGCAGCCCGAGACGGUCACGAAGACCUGCUGCUUCGCUGCACAUUCUUUCAGUUUGGUAGUCCCCAGUUGCUACAAUCGGUACGAUAGAGGGAAGGGAAACAAAAAAAAACAAAAAAAAAAGUAAAAAGUGAAACUACUCAACACUUUUUCGAUCCAGCCAAUCCUGCUGGACCAUUGCAUUUUCAUUACACUUAGUGCUUGAAACACUUUUGACAGAUCUUCGGUGUGAAAUAAACACAUGAUAAACUCAUACUGUUGUGUAUCCGCGUCUUGUACUUCUUCUUUCACUAGACAUUAGCUCUGUGAUUUCUAAACCUCUUUUGAG
Molecule: messenger RNA, 794 nt
Organism: Physcomitrium patens
Lineage: Eukaryota; Viridiplantae; Streptophyta; Bryopsida; Funariales; Funariaceae
Source: RefSeq, a predicted model, not a curated record